Molecule: messenger RNA, 8334 nt
Organism: Annulohypoxylon truncatum
Lineage: Eukaryota; Fungi; Ascomycota; Sordariomycetes; Xylariales; Hypoxylaceae
Exons: 4
Coding region: 227-7936 (2569 amino acids)
Biological process (GO): secondary metabolite biosynthetic process; fatty acid biosynthetic process
Molecular function (GO): 3-oxoacyl-[acyl-carrier-protein] synthase activity; phosphopantetheine binding; fatty acid synthase activity
Source: RefSeq, a predicted model, not a curated record
CGCGAACUUUCAUGAUGGUUAUAUUCAAGGUUGGGUGGCCUCAUUCUGUUUCAGGUCACUUACCUCCGUUCAACAGAGCUCAUCCUUUCUGUCCAACUCCAAGUACAACUUCAACAACAUCAACUCUGUCUCACACUUCUGCAUCUGAGUUCCUUCCGUGCCACUUAUUGCCACAUCUUCGAUUACUGCUUUAUCCACCAGUCCAUACUCGAAAAAUCUUGCAAAAAUGGCUGAUACGCUCUUAGAACCCAUCGCAGUGAUAGGCUUUGGAUGCCGCUUCCCCGGGGGCGCCGACACUCCCUCCAAGCUCUGGUCGUUACUUCGUAACCCCGAGGAUCUGAGCAAGAAGCCUCCAGCAGACCGCUUCGACGUGGACGCUUUCUACCACCCGGUCGGUACCCAUCAUGGCACCACGAAUGCCACCCAGUCCUACUGGCUAGAAGACUCGGAGCGAAGCAACGUAGCUCAGUUCGAUGCCGGCUUUUUCAACAUCCAGCCGGCUGAGGUAGAAGCCAUGGACCCGCAACAGAGAAUCCUGAUGGAAGUUGUAUACGAUGGCCUCUGCGCCUCGGGCCAACCCAUGGAGAAGCUCCGUGGCUCCGACACGGCGGUAUACGUUGGGUUGAUGUGUGACGACUAUCAAUCGAUGCUUACAAGCGAUUGGGAAACCUUUCCUCGCUACACCGUAACAGGUGUGGAAAGGGGUAUCCUAGCAAACCGACUGUCGUACUUCUUCGACUGGCACGGACCCAGUAUGACUGUAGAUACGGCUUGCUCGAGCAGUAUGGUUGCCUUGGAUCAGGCUGUGCAAGUGCUCCGAAGCGGUAAAUCCAAGAUGGCGGUGGCGGCAGGCGCUAAUUUGAUUCUGACCCCUGUCAUGCAUAUAAACGAAGCCAGCCUCGGCAUGCUUUCCCCUAGCGGUCGUUGUGCCAUGUGGGAUACAUCUGCAGAUGGCUAUACCCGCGGUGAGGGCAUCGCGGCAGUGUUUGUUAAGACGCUAUCCCAAGCACUCGCGGACAACGACCCAAUCCAGUGCAUCCUUCGCGAGACCGGCGUCAACCAAGACGGUCGAACGCCCGGUCUCACCAUGCCUAGCAGCUCGGCGCAGGCACAGCUGAUCCGGGACUGUUACGCGAGAGUCGGCCUUGACCCUGUGAAUAAUCCUCAGGACAGGCCGCAGUUCUUUCAAGCCCAUGGCACCGGCACUCAGGCUGGCGAUCCGCAAGAGGCAAACGCGAUAUCAACAGCUUUCUUCCCUUCUGGCUCUCCAGUAGCUAACGGUGAGAACAAGAUGCUAGUCGGUUCAAUCAAGACAGUUAUCGGUCACACCGAAGGAACGGCCGGAGUAGCAAGUGUCAUUGCAACGUCGUUGGCGCUCAAGAACGGCAUCGUCCCUCCUAACCUCCACUUUCACAGUUUGAAUCCUAAAGUAGCGCCGUUCUUCGGAAACCUCGCUAUUCCUACUACUCCUGUAGCCUGGCCAACUGAAAAUGGCAAGGUUAAGAGGGCCAGCGUCAAUAGUUUCGGCUUCGGCGGCACGAACACCCACGCCAUCUUAGAAGAAUAUGUUCCAAUCCCCAAGGCCAGAGUCGAGGCAUCUUCAAGCCUCCAUUUCACACCGCUAACAUUCUCCGCCCAUUCCGAGGCAGCGCUCCGGAACAUGUUAUCGUGGCAUCUUGACUACCUAAGGGGGAAUCCAAAUGCGUCGCUCGCGGACGUCGCGUACACGUUACAGCAUCGGCGUUCCACGCUAACCUAUCGCAAAGCCGUUGCCGGCACGACCGUCCAGGGAGCGAUUAACUCCCUGGAGGACCUUGCUAGCGACAACGCAGCCGAUCUCAGCACCCGGUACAGCACACCCCAAAGAGCCAAGAUCCUAGGAGUUUUCACCGGCCAGGGAGCCCAGUGGCCGCGCAUGGGCGCCGAGCUCAUCGAAUCGUCUCCUUUCGCCGCAUCGCGCAUUAACGACCUAGACGCGUCUCUGCAAAGCCUGCCUAACCCGGAAGACCGACCGACCUGGACUCUCAAGGACCAGCUGCUCGCCGGAAAGCAGACGUCGCGCAUCGCAGAAGCCGCGCUCUCCCAGCCACUAUGCACAGCUGUACAAGUAAUACUAGUCGACAUCCUGCGCGAGGCUGGCAUUUCCUUCACGGCCGUCGUCGGCCAUUCAUCCGGCGAAAUCGGCGCCGCCUACGCGUCCGGCCUAGUCACCGCCGAGGACGCCAUCCGCAUCGCGUACUUCCGCGGCGUCCACGCGAAGCUCGCCUCGAGCCCCAACCCGCAUCGCCCUCGGGGUGCUAUGAUAGCCGUAGGUACUUCGGAAGACGAAGCUCGUCUCGUAUGCGCCGCGGACUUCGCAGGUCGGCUGCAGGUUGCGGCCGUGAACUCGAGUUCCAGUAUUACGUUAAGCGGCGACGAGGACGCCGUCGACGAAGCCGAGAAGUUUUUCAAGUCCCGAAAUACGUUUGCGCGGAAGCUGAAGGUUGAUACGGCUUACCACAGCGCACACAUGAAUACUUCUGCCGGCCCGUAUCUUGCCUCCCUGCAAAGCGCCGGGUUCACGGCUCCCAAGGACGAUGUCCACGGUACUACCUGGUUUUCUAGUGUGCGUGAGGGUGAAGUCAUGACGCAAGAAAAACUUUCUGCGCAAUAUUGGGCGGACAAUAUGUGCAACGCCGUUCUGUUUGCUGGGGCCCUUGCGCAGGCUACGCAAGUAGUUGGAGAUUUCGACCUUGCUAUCGAAGUUGGCCCUCACCCCGCUCUUAAAGGACCUGCUAUGGCCACAAUCGGCAACAUCCCUUACACCGGAUUGCUCUCCAGAGGCCAGAAUGACAUCGAGCAGCUAAGUGCAGGGUUAGGCUACGUCUGGACUCAGCUCGGUUUCGACAGCGUGCAAUUCUCUGAUGUCCAAACCCUUCUAUCCGGCAACGAAAAUAAGACCGUUAUUGAUGACCUCCCACCUUACCCAUUCGAGCACCACCGGGCAUACUGGACGGAGAGUCGGGUCGCCAACCACUUCAAGAAUCGCAAGAUCUCCCAUGCUCCCAACCCCGUUCUAGGGACGCGCUGUGCAGAAGCGAACACUCCCGGCGAGAUUUCGUGGCGCAAUGUCCUGCGGCAGAAGGAAAUCGGUUGGCUUAAAGGCCACAUGCUACAGGGACAAACGGUAUUUCCCGCUACGGGCUAUGUUAGCAUGGCGACUGAAGCCAUUAAAGCUGUUGCCCUUGAUAACAGACCCGAUACCCCGAUCGGCGUCUUGAAACUGAACGAUGUAGAGAUUGGUCGAGCCAUCACUUUCGACGAUGACGACUCCAGCGUCGAGACCAUUUUCAGCGUCUCUUCGGUCGAUACGACAGAGGCGGCGAUAUCCGCCGAAUGGGCUUGUUAUUCAGUUCUUUCUGGUAACACCGUUUUAAACGCCAAAGGGCGAGUUCUAUGCCAAUUUUCUACACCCGAGCCAGACAAAAUUCCUCUCACCAAGGCCAAUGAUAUCUAUGACUUGGUCGAAAUUGACGGGAAGCAUUUCUAUGAUAACCUCUCUGGCGUUGGAUACGGAUACUCGCCGCCAUUCCAAGGACUGUCGGACCUCCGCCGCAAACUCGGCUACGGUGUAGGCACCCUAUCCGACCAAUCCGGGUCGGCGUGGGAGGAUAAUCUUGUCCUUCACCCCGGAACGCUAGAUUCGGCUUUGCAGACAGUCUUUGCGGCUUGGGCCUAUCCAGGUGACCCGCAGAUUUGGUCACUUCAUGUCCCUGUUUCCAUCGCCGCUAUCAUCAUCAACCCGUACUACACUCCACUAGGCGACGGUGGUAAACAGGGAACUAUGCAGUUCGAGACGUACAUUCGAAGCAAGGACCGUUCAAAGAUCGUAGGAGACAUCUAUUUGAAUGCCGACGAUGGCUCACACGCGUUCUUGCAGAUGGAGGGCGCAACAAUGGUACCAUUCAGCCCGGCCAGCUCCAAGGAUGACUUGCCCAUGUUCUCUAACUUCCAGUAUACUGUUGCCUCGCCUGACGGAGAACUUUCGACAGCGGGAGAGAGGUUAACACCUUAUGAGGUUCAAGUCUACAAAGAUGUUGAUCGCAUUUCUUACUGGUACGCUCGCAAUAUCUCGAAGGCCAUUCCCGCCAAGGAGCGUCAGGGCCUCCUCCCACACUAUCAGCAUUAUUUGGAAUGGUGUGACCGCAUGGUAGGCAUGGUUAGCCGCGGCGAGCUUCCCAAGGUGUCUGCCGUAUGCAAUGCGGAUACCUACGAGGAUAUCACUCGCCUCUUAGCCCAAUACCAGGAUCGUCUAGAUAUCCGUUUCGUUCAAGCAGUCGGCGAUAACUUGGAGCAUGUUAUUCGCGAAGGGACUUCGAUGCUAGAAUACAUGAACAAGGAUGACAUGCUCCGCGCGUUCUACGAGGAGAAUGCUCUCUGUGCCGGACCUACAACCCGCUGGCUGGCUCGUAUCCUCAGCCAAAUCUCCUCCCGUUAUCCAGGAAUUAACAUCCUCGAAGUUGGAGCUGGCACUGGAGCUACUACUUCUGCGAUCUUAGGUUCUAUCGGCGACGCCUAUGCCUCUUACACAUUUACGGAUAUUUCCAGUGGCUUUUUCAUGGCCGCCGAAGAGCGGUUCGGAAAACAGACAAACCGCAUGGUGUUCAAGACGUUCAAUAUGGAAAAAGAGCCGGCGGAGCAAGGAUACGUCGAGGGAGAAUACGACGUCGUUGUGGCUGUCAAUGUGCUGCACGUUUCAGUCGAUAUGGAAAAUACUUUGGCCAACGUUCGUCGGCUCUUGAAACCCGGUGGAUUCUUGGUCGUUGGCGAGCUCACCUCUACCGAUUUGCUAUUCACUGGCGUGACAGUCGGGACCCUACCUGGCUGGUGGAUUGGGGCCGAAACAGGUCGUACUUGGGGUCCGUUGCUUAAUCUAAACCAGUGGGAUUCCACGUUGAAGAAUACUGGGUUUGCAGGAAUUGACACGGUCACGCCGGACAUCAGCGCGUCGCUACCCUUCAGCGUCUUCGUUGCCCAGGCGGUAGACGACAAGAUUUCAAUGUUACGUAAUCCUCUAGCUGUCGAAAAGCAUCCUGAGGGUAUAAACACCGAUAAUCUUGCCAUUAUCGGGGGAAGCACGUACUCCGUCAACAAACUUGGCCGAGACAUCAGCGACAUUCUUUCAUACCGCUUUCGCAACAAGCAUUUCUUCAACACCAUCCAAGAGUUCGCCUCUUCCGCAAUGGCCAAUGCAGCAGCAAUUACCGUCCUCUCCCUCACAGACCUAGAUGAGCCCUACCUGAAGAACCUCACAAAGGCCAAAUUUGAAGGAUUAAAGACGUUAUUCGCUGCUGCGGGCACCUUGGUCUGGCUGACACAGGGCUCGCGAGAGGAUAAUCCAUACCAAUACAUGAUGACAGGUCUCAUCAACACAAUUAAGACGGAGUAUCCCACCAUGACAGCUCAGACUUAUGACCUAGACCCAAACACUGGUAUCGAGCACAGCACAGCCGAUGACCUGGCGCAGAUGUUACUGAGGCAGCUUGCUCUUCGCCGCUGGGGUGACGACAACGACCUAAUGUGGUCUACAGAGUCCCAAGUCUUCGUCAGUGAGGGCAAGCAACUUAUUACGAGACUCAGACCCGACACGCAGAAGAACGAGCGAUAUAACGCUCGAAGGAGGGACGUCCUUACGGCAGUCAACCCUACCAGGGAGGCUCUUGAACUCGUAGGAACUGGACAGGACCAAGACCAGGCUUUAGAAUUACGAAAGGUAUCCCCCUUAGCCCACAACCAAAUACCGGUGACACAAUACCGCACCGUCAGAAUCACCCAUUCACUACUCCAAAGCGUUGCUGUCGGCACUGCCGGCUUCUUCAGGUUGUGCGUAGGAGUCGACGUCCAGAAUGGCGACGUGGUUCUUGCUCUAUCCAGUUCCAAUAGGUCCCCUGCGAACAUCCCAGCGCAUAACUGCAUCGCACUCCCUGAAAUACCAGCAGUUUCAACACUCGCAUCAGUUGCUGCGAACCUCGUUGCCGAGCAAAUCUUGUCGCUCACUCCUAAAGGGGCCACUCUGCUUGUUAAUGAAGCAGACUCGGCAGUGCAAUUCGCAUUACAAGCCAAGGCAAAUUUCAAGAAUAUCAAGACGAUAUUCACAACCGCCACAUUAGGACAAGAGAAGAACAGUCACUCGAUCUUUCUCCACCCUCACUUCCCGCAGCACGUUAUCCGAUCAUUAGUCCCAACGUCAACCGCCGUCUUCAUUCAUUUCUCUCGCGGCACUCAAUCGGAUGCCGUCAGGGACGUACUUGUGGACUAUUUGCCUCCAGCGUGUGUUAGAAUUUCCGAGGAAGCCUUAAUAGGCCGUGAGGCCAAAUCAUUCUCCGAGACCAACUUGGCCCAGCCCCUGAAGAAAGCAUGGGACGGAGUUCGCGUAUCGAGUUCAAAUACGGUCGAGCCCAUUUCACUUGAAAAUAUAUCCAAUCACGCAGCCGUCGGAGAGGCGUUGACAGUUUUAGAUUGGACUGCUAAGCACCCUGUGACUGCUAAGGUACAAGCAAUUGACUCAGGGACUUUAUUCCGUGCCGAUAGGACAUACCUCUUCGUAGGCAUGGCAGGUGAGCUUGGGCAAUCGCUUGCGAGGUGGAUGAUAGAGCACGGAGCUCGUUACGUGGUCCUCACAAGUCGUACACCAAAGGUAAACGUAAGAUUCGUUGAAGAUAUGGAGAAACAACACGGUGCUGUUGUCAAGAGCGUAUCACUUGACAUCACCUCACCCGAAUCCCUUCGCUCCGUCCACAAGACCAUCACAGCCACGCUUCCACCCGUUGGUGGUCUCAUGCACGGCGCCAUGAUCCUGGACGACGAAAUCUUGCGCAACAUGACGCAUGAACAGUUCGUCCGCGUAGCCAAGCCAAAGGUACUAGGCGCGCAGCUCCUCGACGAGCUAUUCUACGACGAUACCUCGCUUGAAUUUUUCAUCUGUUGUUCCAGCAUUUCGUCCGUCAUCGGAUGGAGUGGCCAGAGCAAUUAUGCGUCCGCCAACGAUUACAUGAGCUCCCUCAUGUGCAACCGACGUAAGCGUGGAGUUCCCGGAUCUACCAUCAGCAUUCCCGCCGUCCUUGGCGUGGGAUACGCAGCGCACUCUGACACCUUCGAUUUCGACUAUAUAAAGUCGAUCGGCUAUAUCAACAUCGGCGAGGAAGACCUACACACUCUCUUCGCGGAGGCCGUUCUCUCGGGUCGCCCCGGACAGUCUUCCGAGGUGAAAGCACAAGUUGCCAUGGGCGUCAACUACGUCCCUGCGGAUCUAAAUGUCAGAGAGGCGCACAAGCGUGAUGUCCGAUUCAGCCACUUCGUCCUACACGAGGACACCAACGGCGGCGCCAAGACGCAGGGAGGCAAGGCCGGUGUGCGCGUCAAGGUGCAGCUACAGGACGCCAAGAGUGAAGAUGAGGUGUACGCAAUCAGCCGCGACGCAUUCCUAUCGCAUCUCAAGCGCAUGCUCCGCAUCCCCGAGGAAGAGAAAGUUGCCGAUUCGCUCACCCUUAUGGAGCAGGGCGUGGACUCGCUAGUAGCUGUCGACAUCCGCUCUUGGUUCCUUAAAGAAUUAGAGGUCGAUGUACCUACGCUCAAGAUAUUGGGAGGUGGCACUAUUGCCGACUUAGUCAAGACAGCACUCGAUAAGAUGCCCAGCUUGCAGCCAGAGAAGGCCGUUUCAGCAUCGAAAGAGGCUCCAACACCGGCAGCUGCUAAGAUGGAGACACCAGAACAGACGACAAGCUCCUCGCCAAAUACAACAGGUAGUCCCAUUCUGUCGCCUGAGCAGCCUAGCUCUUCCGGUACUCCUUCUGAGCCCGACUCGGAAUUAACGUCUCCGCCCACCAUUGAUGUCAUGGACAAGAUUGGCACCGUUGUUACCGUGACGGAGGUAGAAGUUAGCGACGUUGAAUCUUGAUUUAAUGAAAUAUCACUUAAAUUUUUUCUUAAAACCUCUUAUAAUCUAAUUUGAUAUUUGGGAUCCAAGGGAAUAUUACUGGUUAUGUAGGGGUUGUGGGAUGUUCAUCCAAAUGUACGAGUGGGAUUGGUGUUGUUAUUUCUUUGCAAUGUCAUAUUUCUUAUAGGAGAUCGCACAAUAAGCAUGAAAAUUCUCUUCAAAAGUCAUCGACGAUGGGGAAAGCUUCCUUCAUGAUUGAAUGGUGAUCAUAAAAAGGGAGCAGACAAUAAUGUUGUAGAAGAGAAAAUCUGAGCUCCAAGCUCCAAGAGAUUAAGUCAUUACCUAUCUACCACCACCCCGCUACGAGAAGAAUCAGGGGUCAGGGGGUCAAGGGGUCAGCCAUUAAAGUAGUAUAUGCA